CCACUUUGCAUUUAUCAAACCAUUCGUUCCUUUUCUCACAUAAUCAUCAUUACACACAUUUUCUUCAAACAAACAUUUCUUACUGUUUCUUGCAAAAUCAGAUUUUUCGGGAAAUAUGGCGGAGGAGGUGAAAAAAUACCAUCAGCACGUUGACGAGCCUUGUGUUCAGGACACAACCGCCGUCAAAGUGGCGGAGGAGGGACCCGUGGAGGUGAAGGACCGUGGGUUGUUUGAUUUCAUGGGGAAGAAGGAGAAAGAGGAAGAGAAGAAGGUCAAGGAGGAAGUACUUGUGACUGAGUUUGAACAGAAGGCGCAGGUCUGUGAACCGGGGCACAAGGAAGAAGAAAAAGAAGAGAAGAAGCAUGAGAGUAUACUCGAAAAGCUUCACAGAACUGGCAGCUCUAGUAGUUCAUCAAGUGAUGAGGAAGAAGUGGAAGAAGGAGGAGUGAAGAUCAAGAAGAAGAAAAAGAAGGGUUUGAAGGGGAAGGUUUCUGGAGAGCACAAGGAAGAAUAUAAGGCUGAGGAAAUUUCUGUUCCAGCAGAAAAAUAUGAAGAAUCAGAAGAGAAAAAAGGGUUUUUAGACAAAAUCAAGGAGAAGCUUCCCGGUGGCCACAAGAAGGCUGAGGAAGUUUCUGCACCACCCCCACUACCACCAUAUCAGGCCACCGAGUGUGCCACCCCUGACGUUGAGGCAAAGGAGAAAAAGGGGUUCUUGGAUAAGAUCAAGGAGAAGCUCCCUGGGUACCACCCCAAGACUGAGGAAGAGAAGGAAAAGGAAAAGGAAAAGGAAAAAGAAAAAGAAAAAGAAAAGGAAAAGGAGGGUGCAUGCCACUAAGAAAGCAAAUGUUAUAAUUCUCUCUUUUGAGUGUCUUUGAUUUCUUCUUUGGUUGUUUUUUCUUUUUUCCUUUUAUUUUUUAAUUUGGGUGAUAAAUGUUUACUGUAUAUACGAGUGCAUUUCUGUGCUUAUCUAUGUGUGUGAAAUGAAAAGCUUGUUUAAGGUUUGUUUUAUGAUCAUCAUAAACUCCUGCUGUUGGGUUCUCGUGUUC
Olea europaea var. sylvestris is the source of this 1046-nucleotide messenger RNA. RefSeq names its product phosphoprotein ECPP44-like. Gene Ontology annotation, cellular component: membrane. Lineage: Eukaryota; Viridiplantae; Streptophyta; Magnoliopsida; Lamiales; Oleaceae. The transcript is spliced from 2 exons. The record is from RefSeq and is a predicted model, not a curated record. Bases 116 to 835 code for a protein of 239 amino acids. Gene Ontology annotation, biological process: response to water.